Messenger RNA from Chionomys nivalis (European snow vole), 2397 nucleotides. RefSeq names its product zinc finger protein 844-like. Gene Ontology annotation, biological process: regulation of DNA-templated transcription. Lineage: Eukaryota; Metazoa; Chordata; Mammalia; Rodentia; Cricetidae. The record is from RefSeq and is a predicted model, not a curated record.
AGACAAAUGACGGAGGAGAACGCGAGGCUGAUCAGCGCUCCCCCAAAAUCAAGGAAGAGGUGACCAGAACCCGCUAGAAAAAAAAUCAGUGGAUAUGAAAUGUUGUCCUUCUUGGAUGUGGCCAUUGAGUUCUCUCCAGAAGAGAGGGAAUGUCUGGAGCCUGCUCAGUGGAAUCUGUACAGGGAUGUGAUGUUGGAGAAUUACAGCAACCUUGAAUUCCUGGGUCUUGCUGUCCGUAAGCCACACUUGGUGACAUUUCUGGAGCAAAGACCAGAGCCUUCAGAUGGGGAGAGACAAGCAGCAGCCACCGUGCACCCAGGAACAAAGCCCAAUGAUCACAGCAGUUACAACAAGGCCAUUGAUUGUAACUCACUACAGAUUCAAUGUCAAAGAAUUCAUACAAAGGAGAAACCCUACAAGUGUGAAGAAUGUGGUAAGGGCCUUAGUUCUUAUAAAGCACUUUCCAUACACCAGAGACUUCACACUGAACAAAAACCCUACAUGUGUAAAGAAUGUCACAAGGCCUUCAAUACUCGCUCAUCCCUUUUUAUACACCAGAAAAGUCAUACUAAUGAGAAAUCCUACAAGUGUGAAGACUGUGGCAGAUCAUUUUAUUAUUCUUCAAUACUGAAGCAACAUCAAAGGAUUCACUUGAGAGAUAGCCAACACAAGUGCAAAGAAUGUGGCAAGUGUUUUUUCUCAUUGUCAUGCCUUAGACAACAUCAAGCAAGAUAUACUAGAAAGAAAUCGUACAAGUGUGAAGAGUGUGGCAAAUGUUUUUACUUCUUUUAUCCCUUCGGCGGCAUCAAGCAAUUCAUUCUGAAGACAAUCUCUAUAAGUGUGCAGAGUGUGGCAAAACUCUUUCCAGUUUUAAAUUACUACAAAAACAUCAGACAGUUCAUACUGGAAAGAAAUUAUACAAGUGUGAGAAGUGUGCCAAAUGUUUUUACUCCCGUUCAUCCCUUCGGCGACAUAAAGCAAUUCAUUCUGGAGAUUAUCCCUAUAAGUGUGCAGAGUGUGGCAAAAUGUUCUCCAGUUUUACAUACUUUCAAGAUCAUCAGACAAUUCAUACUGGAAAGAAAUCAUACGAGUGUGAAGAGUGUGGCAAAUGCUUUUAUUUAUCCUCAUCCCUUUGGCGACAUAAAGCAAUUCAUUCUGAAGACAAUCCCUGUAAGUGUGCGGAGUGUGGCAAAACGUUCUCCAGUUUUACAUACUUUCAAGAUCAUCAGACAAUUCAUACUGGAAAGAAAUCAUACAUAUGUGAAGAGUGUGGCAGAUGUUUCCACUUAUCUUCAUCCCUUCGGCGACAUAAAGCAAUUCAUUCUGAAGACAAUUCCUAUAAGUGUGCAGAGUGUGGCAAAACGUUCUCCAGUUUUACAUACUUUCAAGAUCAUCAGACAAUUCAUACUGGAAAGAAACCAUACAUGUGUGAAGAGUGUGGCAGAUGUUUCCACUUAUCUUCAUCCCUUCGGCGACAUCAGACAAUUCACUGUGAAGACAAUCCCUACAAGUGUGAGAACUGUGGCAGAAGGUUUAAGUCUUCUUUAUUCCUUAAACAACAUCAAACCAUCUAUUCAGCAGACAAUUCUUCUGCCCCUGUACAUUGUAGCAAAUGGUUUUCCUAUUCUGGGGAUCUUCAGGAUCACCAAACAGUUCAUACUGGAGAGAAACCCUUCAAGUGUGAAGAAUGUCACAAGGCCUUUCAAUGUCCCUUAUCCCUUAGUAGACACAAGGGAAUUCAUACUGGAGAGAAUCCCUACAAGUGUGAAGAAUGUCACCAAGCCUUUCUUUGUCCCUCAUCCCUUAGUAGACACAAGAGAGUUCACACUGGAGAGAAACCCUACAAGUGUGAAGAAUGUCACCAAGCCUUUCUUUGUCCCUCAUCCCUUAGUAGACACAAGAGAGUUCACACUGGAGAGAAACCCUACAAGUGUGAAGAGUGUGACAAGGCCUUUCGUUAUGACUCAUCCCUUAAGACACACAGGAGAGUUCAUACUGGAGAGAAACCCUUCAAGUGUGAAGAGUGUCACAGAGCCUUUAAAUGUCCCUCAGCUUUUAGGACACACAAGAGAGUUCACACUGGAGAGAAACCCUAUAAGUGUGAAGACUGUGGCAGGUGCUUUUCCUCAUCUUCAAACCUUAGACGACAUAAAAGAAAAAUUCAUUCUGAAGAGACCCCAUAAAAUUGUGGGGAAUGUUGUAAUUUAAUAUCCUUAUUCAACGUGAUAUAUUUAACACCAGAGAGAAAUCCAACGAAUGUCUUUAAAAGUUUUCUUCCUCAAACUUUAAAACACAUCAUAUGAUUCAUUCUGACUGCACAUGUCAUGUGGGAUUCCCCUCUGUAAGCUGUGAAUAUGUUUUAUUACCAUUGGUUAAUAAAGAAGCUGCAUCAGCCAA